AAAAAACUCAGCAAGAGCCGGCAGCAGCAGCUUCACUUCAUCUUGUUUCCUCUAAUGGCUCCUGGCCAUAUGAUCCCAAUGGUAGACAUCGCCAAGCUACUAGCGCAGCGCUGCGGCGUCGCCGUCACCAUCUUAACCACCCCCGUCAACGCCAACCGCUUCCGAUCAACCCUGUCUCGUGCCGUAAGUUCCGGCCUGAAGAUCCAAGUACUCGAGCUCAGAUUCCCCACCUCAGAAUCAGGGCUGCCUGAAGGGUGCGAGAAUAUCGACCUGCUUCCUUCCCUGGACAUGGCCCCUAAAUUCUUGGCGGCCAUCAACUCGCUCCGGCAAGAGGCGGAACAGGUGCUGGAACGGCUUGAUCCGCCGCCGAAUUGCCUCAUUUCAGACAUGGGGCUGCCGUGGACGGCGGAGAUCGCUCUGGGUCUCAACAUCCCCCGCCUUGUUUUCCAUGGAACUUGCUGCUUCUCCCUCCUAUGCAACCACAGAAUAAUGGAAUCCAAGAUUCUUGACAGUUUGGAGUCCGAUUCGGACCGAUUCGUCGUCCCUGAUGUGCCCGACAUGGUUGAGCUCACCAAAGCUCAGGUCUCGAGCUCUUCGAAGAAGACUCCUCACGACACUCCAAAUUACGCUCUAAUGGAAGAAUUCAAGAAGAAAUUUCUGGCCGCCGAGAAGGCAACAUACGGCGUGGUCGUCAACAGUUUCGAGGAAUUGGAACCCGAAUACGCCAGAGAGUAUCGCAAGGAGAAACAGGGGAAAGUAUGGUGCAUCGGCCCUGUUUCCUUAUACAGCUCGGCGGACGACAAAGACCACGCCGCCGUGAGAGGCGACGAGACCGCCGCGACUAACCAAGACUGCCUCAAGUGGCUGGAAUCCCACGAGCCAGAAUCUGUAGUGUACGCAAGCCUGGGAAGCUUGGCUAGGCCAAAUGUCGAACAGAUGGCGGACAUGGGCCAGGGAUUGGAAUCAACGGGGAGACCCUUCAUCUGGGUGCUGGGAAGAGGCCGCAAUGUGAGCCGCAUAGAGGAAUGGAUUGCCACGACCGGGUUCGAGGAAAGGAACAAAGAGAAGGGGAUGGUGGUUCGCGGGUGGGCUCCUCAGAUCCCGAUCCUCUCCCACCCAUCGGUCGGCGGGUUCUUGACCCACUGCGGGUGGAACUCAGUGCUGGAAGGGAUUGCCUCCGGCGUGCCAAUGGCAACGUGGCCGCUCUUCGCCGAGCAAUUCUGCAACGAGAAACUGGUGGUGCAGGUUUUGGGCAUGGGGGUGAGCGUGGGGGCGGAGGUGCCGGUCAAGUGGGGAGAAGAAGAAGAGGUUGGAGUUUUGGUGAAGAAGGAUGACAUAAAGAGAGCAGUGGAGAAAGUAAUGGGCGAGGAAGGGAAAGAGAUGAGGAGGAAGGCGAGGGAGGCGGGUGAACUGGCUCGCAUGGCGAUCCAGGAGUCUGGUGGUUCUUCUGCUCUCAACUUGACCUCCUUAAUCCAAGAGAUGUCAAGUAUAAAUAUGUGAUUGUGAUGAAGAUGAUGAGGGAUCAUCUUAGAAAAUAUAGAAGUGUGCUUUUAGGAUUCGGAGUCUCUCGGCUUGCUGGAGAGUUUGGAGGUCUAUAUCUCGAUGCCUCCUUCUUCUGAUCUGCUAGUUGGUUGCUAGUUGCUGAUCUCGCACGGUAGAGGAUCUGAAUUCUUCCUUUUAAGGGAGCACCUUGAUGUAAUUUAGUGGCAUAUCAAUUUUUUAUUCAGUUUGGUUCGAUGUGAAUAUAAUUAUUACUCCCUCCGUCCCAUUUUAAAUUUCUACUUUCUUUUUUGUGUUGUCCCAAAAUAAGUGUCUUCUUUCCUUUUUGGAAAGAAAUAUGCAGCCUACACCAUUUCAAUUUAUUAUACUCAAACUUCAAUCAUAACUUUUACGUUUUCAACCACUUCAUUAAUAAUCGUGUCAAGUCAAACUAAGACACAUAAAAUGAGACGGAGGUAGUAUCAAAUAAAGGCAUACAAUGUUUUGAUUUGGCUUUAGUUGGUUAUGUUUAGUU
Cuscuta epithymum is the source of this 2014-nucleotide messenger RNA. The record is from the annotation of a GenBank genome assembly. Lineage: Eukaryota; Viridiplantae; Streptophyta; Magnoliopsida; Solanales; Convolvulaceae.